ACGUCCACAUGCAGCUAGAGAGAACAUGCAAAGACAUGUUUAACGUUUGUGCUUGUCCUGCAGCCAUUGCCCACGGCAUUCAUCUUUCACAGAAUCUACAUGCGGAAUAAUACCCUACAAAACACAUCCGGAUGGUCAGUCAGGCAGCCAUGCGAGGCCAGCGUGUGGUGGAGAGCGAGUGCAGGUGCUGGAACCCGGCCGUCUGGCUCCUGGUGUCCCUGCUAGGAUCCCUCGUCCUGGUGGCCCUCAGUCUGCUGCUGCGACUUGGAGACAUGAAAAUAAGCAGACGAGCUGUAUCAACCUCUGGUGUACAAAACCCUGUGAAGACACAAUACCAAGUACAAUUGGUAAACGGACGCAACAGGUGUGAAGGCAGAAUAGAGGUGCGCUACAAUGACUCCUGGGGCACAGUGUGUGACGAUGAGUGGGACAUGGUGGAUGCCAACGUGGUGUGUCAGCAGCUGGGCUGUGGAGUUGCUGUGGCAGUGGGCAGCAGCUCCAAGUUUGGACAAGGCUCAGGACUCAUCCUGCUGGAUAACGUGGACUGCAAUGGAAGCGAAACAGACCUCAGCCAGUGCCGCAAUCUUGGCUGGGGUGUACACAACUGUUACCACUAUGAGGAUGUGGGUGUUACCUGCAGAGAACCAGCCGGCCUAGGGGGGAAGGGGUUUGAGGAUCGCACCACACCGCCCCAGGAGAACUCUGGUUUACGAGACGGCAUCAUCCGUCUGGUGAAUGGACAGAACGCCUGCCAGGGCCGGGUAGAGGUCUACCUCCAGGGAAGAUGGGGGACAGUGUGUGAUGAUGAGUGGCACAUCGAGAAUGCCAUGGUGGUGUGCCAACAAAUAGGCUGUGGCAGUGCCAUCUCCGCACACACUAAUUCUUACUUUGGCUACGGGACUGGCCGGAUUCUCCUGGACAACGUGAAGUGCAAGGGAACUGAACAGGAUUUGAUUACCUGCCCAAACCUUGGCUGGGGGAAACACAACUGUGGCCACCAUGAAGAUGCUGGGGUCACAUGCUCUGGAGUUUCUACUGUAUCUCCUCCAGUCACAGAUCUUUCUCAGAGAGGGCUCUGGGCAACAUACAACACUGAAGCUACAGAAGAAAUUCCAUUAACUGAUUUACCACCACCUACAACAACAACAACAACUACAACUGUAACCACACCUACUCAGACUAAAGGCAAACCAUCCAUUCGUGUCAUGAACGGCAACAGCAGCUGUCAGGGUCGUGUAGAGGUCUUAUUCAGAGGACGGUGGGGGACGGUGUGUGAUGAUGGCUGGGACAUGGCCAACGCCAACGUGGUGUGCAGGAUUCUUGGCUGUGGCCCGGCUAUAGCGGCCACAGACAAAGCCCACUUCGGCUAUGGUUCUGGCCCCAUCCUGCUGGACAACGUGCAGUGUAGCGGCAACGAACGGGAUCUGCUCCAGUGCUCCAACCUGGGCUGGGGUCAGCACAACUGUGGCCAUCAUGAGGAUGCUGGAGUUAUCUGUUUACCAUUUGAAUACUUCAUUGGAUAUGGACGUGACUUCAGAGUAACAGAAAGGAUACCCACCACCACCAGAACCACUGAACCCCCUUCUGAAGGAAUGGUGCGCCUGGUGGAUGGCCAGCACCAGUGUGAGGGUCGGGUGGAGAUAUACUCAAACUCUGAAUGGGGUACAGUAUGUGAUGAUGCUUGGGACCUCCCUGACGCUAAAGUGGUGUGUCGCCAACUAGGCUGUGGAGAUGCCACGGGAGCGUUGGGGGAGGCAUUCUUUGGGCCCGGGUCAGGAACAAUCCAGCUGGACAAUCUCAAGUGCAGCGGUGCAGAGGCCAGCCUGCAGGAGUGCUCCCAUAUAUCCUGGAAAGUGCACAACUGUGACCACACUGAAGAUGCUGGUGUCACCUGCUCACUGUCGUGAUUUCAGCAGAACCAGGAAGGGAGUGGGUGUGCCAUCCUGGGACUUGUAUACAUUAUGUAAAUAACAGCUUCCACAUUGCUAAAGGAUUACCUCACCACCAAAAACAAACAAAUAACAAAUAUGACAAUAUAUGAUUCCAUACUAUAAACUAUCUAAGCCUAUUAAGCACUUUAUAAGUAUAUAUACGAAAUAAAGUACAAUGGACACAGUUCUUCAGUUGAUAAACAAUGACAAGUUUUUAACUGUCUUUUUCUCUGUUUUUUACCCCAAAUGUUAAAAUAUUUACCGUUUAUGUGAUUCUUUGAUGACAAAGUAAGGUAGAUGUCCUGAAUUUGUAAUUAUUUUAUAAAAGGAGAAAUACUUCAGCUCAGAAAAGUGAAUAUUUGUAGGAUUAAAUAAACAGAAAUAUAUACAAGAAAGUGAAUAAAGUCUACAGUUUAAAAGAAGAAAGAAGAAGAAGACAAUAAAGCCACACGCAUAAGUGUGUUAUAUCCUGUGAAUAUUCAGUAUAUUUCCAAUUGCAAAUAAAUAACGUGUUAACUGUGUUCUGUAAACCAUCACAUAAAUAAAUGUAACUUAUAAUCAUUUACAUGUGACAAAAUAAAUGUUCUUAUUUUUUGAUA
Molecule: messenger RNA, 2530 nt
Organism: Notolabrus celidotus (New Zealand spotty)
Lineage: Eukaryota; Metazoa; Chordata; Actinopteri; Labriformes; Labridae
Gene: ssc4d
Product: scavenger receptor cysteine-rich domain-containing group B protein
Exons: 12
Coding region: 132-1907 (591 amino acids)
Cellular component (GO): membrane
Source: RefSeq, a predicted model, not a curated record